Messenger RNA from Mercurialis annua (annual mercury), 1270 nucleotides. RefSeq lists its product as uncharacterized. Bases 208 to 999 code for a protein of 263 amino acids. The record is from RefSeq and is a predicted model, not a curated record. NCBI's taxonomy places the organism in Eukaryota, Viridiplantae, Streptophyta, Magnoliopsida, Malpighiales, Euphorbiaceae. The transcript has 3 exons.
UUAUUUUUUGAAUCUUAUUUUGUCAGUUGAGAUAGCAUUAGUACUAGUUGUCAAUUACCUUUUCUCUAACAAACAAGUGUUCUAUCACUGACACUGUGACGCAUUUAUAAAACACAACUGUAAUAUUAAACUAGCCGUUGGUUCUGUUCCUCGUUAAUAACGAGAAAUGCAAUAUAUAGAAGCAAAACGAACCAAAAACAAGUAGGAAUGAAAAAGAAAAAACAACUGAAUCUAUCGAGGGCAAGCAUCUGCAGUCUAUCCAUGGCAAGCGAAUACGGAACGCCACCAUUUUUGAAUGGUACAGUCUACACAGACUAUAUGUACUGGAAGAUUAAGAUGAGAGUGUUUGUCCAAGCAAUGGAUUUGGAUAUGUGGAUGUUGAUCGAGAAUGGACCCCGUCCACAAACGAAGAUGGCUCUCGAGGUCGAUGAGAGGCUGAUUCUACUGGAGAAGAGGGCUAUGCAUGUCUUAUACUGUGCUCUAGACGACAAUGCACUCGCUAGUAUAGUUGGAUGCAACUCUGCGAAGGAUAUAUGGGAUAAGCUUGAGCUUAUUCAUGAGGGAAAUGCUCGAGCCAAAGAGAUGAAGAUUAGUAUGCUAGAAGAGGAUUAUGAACAGUUUAAGAUGGUUCCUUAUGAGUCCAUAAAUGAAAUGUUUACGAGGUUUUUGCAUAUCAUAAAUGCCUUGCGCUCUCUCGGAAAGACAUAUUCUGAUGCUGCUCUUGUGAGUAAAUUUCUCAGGUCGCUUUCUAAUUCUUGGAAGCCGAAAGUUACACGAAUUCGAGAGACGAUGGAUUUGAGUAGAGUGAGCAUUCAUGAGCUGGUUGGUUUCUUAAUGGCAGAAGAAAUGUGGAUGAGAAGGGAAGAAAAGGAGGGACAGAUAAAUAUGAAAACUUCGCCCAGUAACAGGCUCGUCAUGACUAAAAAAAGAACCAGGCUCGAACACAAUCCUCUCCCCUUGUGCACUGCGAUUUUCAGGAUCCCAAUUCCACGGUGUUAAAAAAGAGUUAUCCCGAAACAAGAAUGACGUUAAUAGCCUGUAUUUAUCUUCUACAGCUUGCAUUUGAAUAGCUUGCAUUUUCGCUAUUGUCCUCAGGCGUCGCAGUUCUUCUAAUUCCCUCUGCUGUUGGUGUAAUUCUCGCCACUGCUGCAGUAUUUGCUGAACACCAUCAGCCUGUGGCGGUGGUUGUUCUACAAGCUGUAAUAAACGCUGGCGCUGCCUGUAAUAUUUUAAUACUUGUCCUGAGUAUAAUUCAAUUAAAUCUGCGUCU